Messenger RNA from Penicillium canariense, 1530 nucleotides. RefSeq lists its product as uncharacterized. Lineage: Eukaryota; Fungi; Ascomycota; Eurotiomycetes; Eurotiales; Aspergillaceae. The record is from RefSeq and is a predicted model, not a curated record. Gene Ontology annotation, molecular function: transmembrane transporter activity. The coding region runs from base 1 to 1530 and encodes 509 amino acids. The transcript is spliced from 5 exons. Gene Ontology annotation, biological process: transmembrane transport.
AUGAAAUCCAGCUCUCUCGACACCAUGGAAGAGACCAAGUUCUCGCUACACGAACACCUACGGAAGCAGUGCCUUGAGCUUACACCAGACGGAAGCUUUGUACGAUGGACACGAGACAACCCGAAACAUCCAAGGAACUGGCCUAUUCUUCGAAAGACAUACGAUACUGGGCUUAUUUGCGUGUUGGAUCUUUUUAUAACUGCUAGCAGCACUGCAGGAGCGGCGGCGGCGGCACAAGCCAAGCAUGAAUAUCAUUUGGACCAUACCUUUGCAACCUUUUGCUUUGUGACGCUGUUCCUUCUUGGUCAGUCAAUGGGCACGAUUGUGUUUCCACCAUGGUCUGAAUCCUUCGGGCGCAAAAGGAUGUACAUUUUUAGCAGUGGCCUGAGUUGUGUUUGCUGUCUCAUUAUUGGGCUUGUACGCUCACUGAGUGGGACUAUUAUUAUGCGAACACUGGCCGGGUUGCUGUCGGCAGUCCCUGGGACUAUCGCGGGAGGUAGCAUCGAGGACAUGUUCAACUCACAGGCACGUAUUUGGGUUGUCUUCUUCUGGACAGUAGCGUCAAAUAUUGGAUUGAUCAUUGGACCGAUAAUGAGUAGUCAUAUCACUGAAAUUCUCAAUUGGAGAUGGGUCUUCUAUACAUACGCCAUAAUACUCGGAGGCAUAACCGGCCUCCUGUGUCUUAUUCGAGAAUCCCGAUCGUCCUAUAUACUAACUCGCGAAGUGAAUCAAAUGCGAAGUGAGAUCCCAGGAAUACCUCCACCAUUGAACCAUGACCACUCCCCCGAUCUGCGCACCUUCGUCAAAGAGGCUCUUUUCCGCCCUGCACAGCUGUUCUUCCAGGAGCCAAUAAUUUUCACAAUCGCGAUGAUGAUAUCUGUCGCCAUGUCUAUCAUCUAUAUUUUCACCGAGGCUUUACAGCCCAUCUAUCAGUCCAUGGGGUUCUCUGCAUCACAGGCCUCUCUCAUAUUCAUGGCUAUCGGUCUCGGUACAUGCAUCAGCACAUUGACUCGCAUCUUGGACAGCCAUAUCUUUAAACAACGCAGACUUCAAGGCAAGCCUAUCAGGCCAGAAGAUAAGCUUGUGGGCUUGGCACUUGGUGCUCCCUUCCUGGCUAUCGGUCUGUGGUGGUUCGGCUGGACUAUUCCUCCCAAGACACCAGGCCCGAAUACGCCUUGGAUCGUGCCAACACUCUCCCUUGUACUCGUCGGGUACGCAUUAACGGAAAUGGACACCGUGCUAUAUGGUUAUAUAUCAGAUAGCUAUCUUAGCUACUCAGCCAGUGCUACGGCUGCCGUGGCAUUCCUCAGAGGCAUGCUUUCGGGGGUAUUCCCCCUCUUCACAAAUCAGAUGUUUAACGGAUUGGGAGCCAAUAUUGCCAUCUCUGUUUUGGCGGCGGUGGCAACUGUAUUCUGCAUUGUGCCUCCGUUGUUUUUGUGCUAUGGGGAGAGAAUUCGACAAAGGAGUCGAUUUGCAAGGUAUAGCUGGGAAAUACAAGAGGAAAUGGGAAAGGACGAGUAUGACAUUUGA